AUGGCCUCAGCGAGACAGAAAGGCAAGCAGCGCGCCAACACUGAGCCGCAGCAAGCACCCGCCCAGCCGCGCCCCAUCACUCCCACCUGGAACCCGCGCUACGUCUCGUUCUGUCCGUACAACAAGAAAGCACACUCACCCUACCCUUACGAGCCGGCUCUGGACUCCCUCCAAAUGAGCCUCAAACGGAAAUGCAUCCCCGACCCAGACCCCAUCGAUACCUACCAUCUGAUGCUGCUCGUUCUGGAGGAUUUGCGCGACUACGUUCGACCGCUUCUGUACACGGACAUUCCGGACGACGCGCGGCACUUUGCCAGGACUCAAUGGGGCCUACUCAAUCUCAUUCAGGAGUUCGACAGCCUGCCCAAUCGUGUCACGGGCGAGGAACGCGAGGUUGAGAAGAUCAUGGCGGAGUUCAAGCCAGCGAAUGCGUUCGAGGGGCUCGUCCGAACUUUCGCACUCGACGUCAUACGGGCAGGCAUGAAGUAUUUCGACCUUCUCGCUGAACGGGGCCAGGCUGGCGUGGCUAUACCGUCCGGGUCCAGAUCGCUGCAGGCCGUGCAUUCCAGGAAUAGGACAGCCGGUCGAGUGUCGACGGCGGCCGCAUCGUCCUCUGCAGUCCCAUCACCUGGUAGAAAGUUGGAACUGGAACUCGCCCUGAAGGUCUUUCAGACCGGGGCCGACGCCGCAGUGCAGACUUUCCGGUUCAGCUUCUUCUUGCACUUCGACGAUGCGCGGGCUGUGUGGGUCAACAGGAUCCGCGUGUACGAUCACCUGAUGAUGGUCAUGUGGGAGGUCAAGCGCCAGAUCCUGCAGCCCAAUGAAGGAGAGAAGGGCAAGGAGUCGGAGAAUGUUGAGAAGCCUGAGGCGCACCCAGACGAUGGAGGAGACGGGAGUAGCGAUAGCUGGGAGAACGUGUGGUUCCGAGAGGGUGAAGGGGCCGCAGAAGUAGGUCACGACCCCUCGGGCGAUCCCUCUUCUGCGGCGGAAAGCAGCAGGGACGCUGAACCGAAGACCCAGGUGAAGAAGAAGGGCAGGAAGAUCAAGAACGCCAAACUGCUGAAAGCAAGGGCGAGAAUGGGAAAGUAG
Trichosporon asahii var. asahii CBS 2479 is the source of this 1089-nucleotide messenger RNA. RefSeq lists its product as uncharacterized. The record is from RefSeq and is a predicted model, not a curated record. NCBI's taxonomy places the organism in Eukaryota, Fungi, Basidiomycota, Tremellomycetes, Trichosporonales, Trichosporonaceae. The transcript has a single exon. Bases 1 to 1089 code for a protein of 362 amino acids.